CAUACCUUCUUCCUUUCCGUCUCGUCAGUGAACUGUACUUCUCCUUCCUCUUACUCCGAGUUCGAGCAGCGGCCAGCGGGUGCCGUGUUGCCGCCAAUGGACGCAGAGGAGAGAAGGGAGGAGAGCGCGACGCUGGUGGUGAUCGUGGUCCUCGCGGUGCUCGCCCUCGCCUCUCUGCUCUUCGCCUUCGGUUACUACUGCUACAUCCGCAGCAAGGUCGUCCGACGCCGCAAGGCCCUCAAGGAUGACGGCCAGAAGGUGUCGGGUGACGAGGUUGCCAAGGAUGUGGAUGGCGAGGUGGAAGUUGUGGUCGCAGCGGGGAAAGGCAGCGGCGGUGGCGGCAGAGGAGGAGGAGGAAGAGGAAGAGGAAUGCAAGUGUUCUCCUACAAGCAGAUGCACGCGGCCACGAAUGGAUUUGGGAAAGGGAAUGCAAUUGGACGUGGGAGCUUCGGGUCUGUGUACAAGGGAACCCUCCCGCCGCCCGACGGCAGGAAGGUGGCCGUCAAGCUAAUGGACAGCGGCGGGAAGCAAGGGGAAGAGGAGUUCAAGAUGGAGGUGGAACUACUGACGCGACUCCGGUCGGCGUAUUUACUGGCAUUGAUCGGCUACUGCUCAGAAGGUGGUCACAGGCUGUUGGUUUAUGAGUACAUGGCCAAUGGAAGCCUCCAGGAACAUCUGUAUCCUGCCACGAGUUGUUCGAUUGGUGGUGUGUCAAAGUUGGAUUGGGAGAUUAGGAUGAAGAUAGCUCUUGAGGCUGCUAAAGGUCUUGAAUAUUUGCAUGAGCAAGUCAAUCCACCAGUAAUUCACAGGGACUUAAAGAGUAGUAAUAUCCUGUUGGACAAAGAUUUCCAUGCAAAAGUUUCUGACUUUGGUCUAGCCAAAUUUGGAUCUGAAAAAGCAGGAGGUCAUGUUUCGACCCGAGUUCUUGGUACCCAAGGCUAUGUAGCCCCAGAGUACGCACUAACAGGUCAUUUGACUACAAAAUCAGAUGUUUACAGCUACGGCGUUGUGCUCUUGGAGUUGCUUACGGGCAGAGUUCCAGUUGACAUGAACAGACCUCCUGGGGAAAGUAUUCUAGUGUCUUGGGCACUUCCUCAACUAACAGAUCGCGAGAAGGUUGCGCAAGUUAUGGAUCCAGCAUUGGAAGGGCAGUAUUCCCUGAAAGAAGCUGUUCAGGUUGCUGCAAUCGCAGCUAUGUGUGUGCAGCCAGAGGCUGAUUACAGACCUCUUAUGGCCGAUGUAGUCCAGUCACUGGUCCCUCUGACACAGCACAAAUCAGCCACAAAGGCCAGCGGUGGCUCCAAUUUACAAGCUCUAUAGAACUGGUCACUUACCUGGCUUUCUUAAUCUGCAAGAUCGCACUAAUUUGUGACUUAGAAACAUGUUAGUAAUGGAUUUGUUAGAGCUAUUUGUGGUAAAAUUAUGUUUCAACUUGUGAAAUUGAAACACCUCUUUGUUUUGUGUAUUCUCUGAUAUGAAAGUUGAUGCGGCGCUUUUCUACCA
This is a messenger RNA of Zingiber officinale, 1503 nucleotides long. RefSeq names its product probable serine/threonine-protein kinase PBL7. The transcript is spliced from 5 exons. Bases 97 to 1320 code for a protein of 407 amino acids. Gene Ontology annotation, biological process: protein phosphorylation. Lineage: Eukaryota; Viridiplantae; Streptophyta; Magnoliopsida; Zingiberales; Zingiberaceae. Gene Ontology annotation, molecular function: protein kinase activity; ATP binding. The record is from RefSeq and is a predicted model, not a curated record.